AGAAGUUCUAGGCUCGUUUCUUUACGCAAAUACCAAUCAACUUGCCAGCCCUUGUCCACUCUCGCCCUUCUGCCCAACCAGCGACAUGUGUCUCCGAUCCCUAAGCUGAUGUUUCGAUCUAUAUGAUUACCUCAUAUAAGAACCCAAAACAAAUAGAAACCAUAUUUUUAUGGCCUCGACGCAUCUUUCAAAUCGAUCCUACCGCUUUUUCUAAGAUUAGUGACUACGGUUCGUCGACCACCCAAUUCUCGAGUCCUUAUAUCCCCUCAAUCCGUUAUAUUCGUGCCCCCUCAGAGUGGCCAAACCCGCUGUUACCAACGGGCCACAACUCCUCCUGAUACAGUCCCAAUCUACCACCUAAGAAACUCGUUGCCAUGCCUAGAGAGCGCAGGUCGCUUAGCCUCGAGGCUCCUGAGAGGAAGGGUACAGAAGACGCUGGUGCUCACGAGCUGGCCUCUGAUUCCGAUGAGCACUUCUCCGAUGCUCAAUCUUCCCCGGGAAAUAGCCAUGGAGCCACUUCUCCGGUACCUCGAGUCCGAGUCGAAAAGGUAGAUGACGAGCCGUCUUACGGUGAAGUCCCGGGUACGGAAGCCUACAAUAAGCGUACAGAGGACGCUGAACCAGACGAGAUUGCAAUUAUCCACGACCAGAAACCGCAAUCUAUCUCCCUAGAUAGACCUGUAACACCAGGAGGGCAUCCAAUUCCGAAGACUGUAGUCGAAGAAUCAGCGGACGCCCCUGGUUCUUCUUCAACUCCUCGUUACAACGAAAAUCUUCGUCGGGCAGAUGCUGAGCCAGACUUUAUCCGGAAACCUGACGGUACCGGCGAGGCGAAUCCAAACCCCUCCUCGCUUGAGUCCACCAAGGAAGCAACUGAUAAUGCGGCUGUAGCCCCAUCACUUAAGUCACCAUUGACCCAUCGACGGAGAAAGUCGUCAACAGCGAAGCCAGCGGGAAGUUUUGAUCAAGAGGAUGUUAACGGCGAUGAUGUUGAUGGCUUUGGUGACGGCUUUGGUGACGACUUUGGUGACGACUUUGACGAGUUUGAAGAGGGUGAUGAAGACGCUGAUUUUGGCGACUUCGACGAUGGCUUUCAAACGGCCGAGGCAGAAGCACCGGUUGCUAUAUCGGUUCCUCAGCCUCAGGCCUCAAUACCCUCAUUUCCAAUAUUAGAGCUGGAUGGUCUCGACUCAGAGGAUAUUCUAGCUGCAACGGAGCCAUACUUGGACGCACUGUUUUCUCCUGAAAUACAGGAGCUCCCAGCCCUGCCAUCGCCACCAAAGGAAACCCCAAUCUUCUUCAACCCCAGAAGCGCCUCCCUCUGGUCACAACUGGCAGCACCGCCGCCUCUCCAACCUCCUGACUGGAUUCGAUCUCGCAUACGACGUUUAUUCCUCGUGUCUCUCGGCGUACCAGUCGAUCUGGACGAGAUAUUACCAGCCUCCAAGCAAAAGAAGCUUGUGCUACCAUCUAUUCAUCGGGUCACAUCAAAUGGCUCGCUACGCACAUCAUCAGAGUCACGCUCUGUCUCCAGGCUCAGGAAGGCAGAUGCCGAUAACAAUUCGUCGGCAUCCGUAGAUUCCCAGGGUAAGGAGAAGCCGAGAUCCACUUCGAAACGAAAAGGGCCGCCCGAAGCGCCGGAGCUGGAUCUGGUUUCCGCGAAGCAGCUCUGCACGACCACGGAAGAGGCGUUAGGCGGCAUGACGGACAAGGAGCUCCAGCAGCAUGUGAAGAAGCUGCAAGACAUGGAGGUCUUGGCGAACAACGUGCUCGAGUAUUGGAAGAAACGGACGGACGAGAAAAUUGGCGAUCGGGAGGCGUUCGAAGGGGUGAUAGAAAACUUGGUGAAGCAUGCUCGGAAAACUAGGAAAUAGGGGGGGAAGACUUUUAAUACAUAGUAAUACCUACUAAUGUCUUUGCGUCGGGUCUGUGUCCUGGUGGAACAAUGAUAUCUUAGUACUCGGCUUUUUAAGAGUGACUAAAGAUAUACAUAUAUAUAGGUACCUAUAUAUAAUAUAUCACAACCCGCCAUCUGUUAAGCAUA
Daldinia caldariorum is the source of this 2044-nucleotide messenger RNA. RefSeq lists its product as uncharacterized. The record is from RefSeq and is a predicted model, not a curated record. Lineage: Eukaryota; Fungi; Ascomycota; Sordariomycetes; Xylariales; Hypoxylaceae. Bases 375 to 1874 code for a protein of 499 amino acids. The transcript is spliced from 4 exons.